Messenger RNA from Tachysurus fulvidraco (yellow catfish), 3524 nucleotides. RefSeq names its product kelch-like family member 22 (gene klhl22). Gene Ontology annotation, cellular component: Cul3-RING ubiquitin ligase complex; cytosol; polar microtubule. Gene Ontology annotation, biological process: proteasome-mediated ubiquitin-dependent protein catabolic process; positive regulation of TORC1 signaling; protein monoubiquitination. The transcript has 8 exons. Gene Ontology annotation, molecular function: protein binding. The coding region runs from base 461 to 2335 and encodes 624 amino acids. NCBI's taxonomy places the organism in Eukaryota, Metazoa, Chordata, Actinopteri, Siluriformes, Bagridae. The record is from RefSeq and is a predicted model, not a curated record.
AUUAACACAAGGUCCCAGCUUUAAUUCUUCACUCUUCGAUUCAAUUUUAAGUUAGAAAUUUAAGUGAAACAUUUUCUGUAAUAAUAAUAAUAAUAAUAACAAUAACAAUAACAAUAACAAUAACAAUAACAAUAAUAAAUUUUAUAAAUAUAAUAUCUAUUUUUUUAAGUCAUUAAAUUGUUUAUUACCGCAUACAACUAGAUGUGCUGUGAUUAUUUUUCUUUUUUUUAUGUGUACUUUAUUCUAAACUUCCCAAAUGCACUAUUUAGGGUCCCUAAGUAGUGCACACUAAGUGUAAAAUUAUGCAUUUGGGAUUCAGCCGAAUAUUUUCCUCAAAGGCGAUAAACAGGAAGUUAUUUCAGUAACCAAGCACCUUUGUUUUGGAGUAUUGCGUUUCCUUUACAGGAAGACUUCGGCAAUGUGAUCAGCAGCACGAGGUCUUGAGUCUGGUCGUGCAGAGAUGACUGACAAGAUGUAUUCAGCCCUAGCUGGCGCAGGAACGGUUGGGAGGUGUGUCAAGCAGAGGUACCGCAGCAACACACACUCACAAGGGCUGAUGGAUGGGCUCCUGGCUCUGCGUGAAGGAGGAAUACUGUUUGAUGUGGUGCUGAUUGUGGAAGGGAAACCUGUUAACGCUCACCGCAUCCUCCUGGCUGCUUCCUGUGACUACUUCAGAGGCAUGUUUGCUGGAGGUUUGCGGGAGAUGCAGCAGACUGAGAUCCCCAUUCUUGGAGUCACAUACACUGCCAUGAACAAACUGUUAGACUUCAUCUACACAUCUGAGCUUGAGCUGGAUCUGGACACGGUGCAGGAGGUGCUGUGUGCUGCCACACUCCUGCAGGUUCAGGAUGUGAUUGGCUUCUGCUGUGAGUUUCUCUUCUCCUGGAUGGACAACGAUAACAUCCUGGAGGUGGAGAAGCUUGCUGAUGCCUACGGGCUGGAGCAGCUCGGCGAAAAGGUGCGUUCGUACCUCCUGAAGAACAUCCAGACCUUCUCACGCACACCUGUAUACCGCCAACUGCCACCUGAGAAGGUGCUGCAUGUGCUGUCAAGUGAUGAGCUGGAGGUGAGCUCGGAGAGCGAGGUGUUCGAGGCAGCACUGCACUAUUACUACAGUCCUGAGCAGGUAGAGAAGGACCAAGCACCCCUGCAGGAGCCUCUGCACAUGAUGGAAGCUGUGCGUUUCUGUCUCAUGGAGCAGGCCGCCCUAGAGCGCCUUUACGGCCGUCUGGAGUCGAGCUACUUGCGAAACAUUAUCUCCUUUGCCCUUCGCUACCACAAUAACAAACUUUGGCAGCCAGUCAUGCAGAGCCCACUGAGCCAGCCACGCUCCAACUGCCACUGCAUUCUGGGGUUUGGAGGCAUGUUCUCGACUGGCGUGCUAGCCGACAUCGGCGAACGCUUCCAGGUGUUCCGCCCAUCCUGGGACGAGUGGCGCAACCUCGGGGCAGAGGGUGCACCCCGAAUGUCCAACAUGGGCAUCGCACUGCUGAAUAACUUUGUUUACCUGGUAGGCGGAGACAAUAACACGAGUGGGUUCAGAGCUGAGUCACGGUGCUGGAGAUACGAUCCUCGACACAACACCUGGUGUGAUAUUGAGCCUCUUCGGCAGCAGCAUGCUGACCAUUGUGUGUGUGUGGUGGAUGACUUCAUCUAUGCCAUUGGAGGUCGUGACUACAGCAGUGAAUUGGACUGUGUGGAGCGCUAUAAUCCCCAAACAAACACCUGGGAAUAUGUGGCUCCACUCAAACGCGAGGUGUACGCCCAUGCUGGCGCAGUGGUUGAUGGGAAGAUCUACAUCGCAUGUGGCCGGCGAGGGAUGGCCUACCUGAAGGAGACCUACUGUUACGACCCUCGUGCCAACCAGUGGAGCGCAUGUUCUGAGGGCCCAGUGGAGCGAGCUUGGCACGGGAUGGCGGUGUCCGGAGGCCGUGCUUACGUCAUCGGUGGAAGCAAUGACGGCUGCGGCUACAGACGAGAUGUGCUGAAGGUGGCGUGCUAUAACCCAGCUGAAGAUUCCUGGUCUGUGGUGUCUCCUCUCCCGGCGGGUCACGGCGAGCCUGGCAUGGCCGUGUUAGACGGGCGGAUCUACGUUCUGGGCGGGAGGUCACAUGACAAAGGAAGCCGCAUGAAGUAUGUGCAUAUCUACGAUCCUGAGAAUGACUGCUGGGAGAGCGGCGUGUCUCUGGACACCCGAGUGUCGGGCCUGUCUGCUUGCGUGGCUCUGAUGCCUAGAAGCACACUCGAGCAGGCUCGCGGCAGCACACGCCAAGCCAAAGCGUCAUGGGAGGAAGUGGACUGGGGCGAUUCGGACCACUCGAGCGAGGACGGUUGAGGCAGGUUUUCGAGUCAGUAAUCACACGGCGUCAGUAACCGUAUGCGUCUCGGUGGGAUGUGUAGCCUCCUUUAACAAAGUACACUUUUAAGUGCGCCUAAUGCGGCAAAUGUAAUACAUCAUAUCACAAUACUUACAGACAACCAGUACACCAUAUUUAGGUUUGCUAACCUAUUUCAGUAGAUACGAUUUCAUGUAAAAGGAUUUUUUAACAUCUGAUUUUUAGCAACGAACAGAGAAGGCGAAGCGCAUGACGAUGUCUUACGCUACCGAGAUUAAUCCAUCCCGUACCUCAGUGCUGGGAAUUUUUUAUUCUUAUUAAUCAGAAGGUGUUGAGUAACUUUCUAUUAUAACAGCAGCUCUGAGCGUAACUCUGAACGGGUUUAUAUUAAUACGCUUGUUACAUCAAGGAUGUUAUCUGUUUUAACAGCUGACACAACACGGACACUCCGUCUUUAGCAUGACAUCAUGAAGUUUUCUGUUUAAUUAUUUAUUGUUAUUUACUUUUUUGGGGUUUUUUUUUUUUUUUUGGGAGGCAUCUCACCGAUUGUGAACAGUCUUCCGUUAAGAAAAGGACUUUCUUGGUUUCUCUGUAACACGACAAGCUCUGUUUUUCUUCCAGUUCACUUCAGAAGAUAAAAAUGGAGGCUCCUUAUUUAAACGCCGGCUGCAUGCUAAACUGCAUGCCGCUUCUGAUAUGAUCCUGUACUAUUUUAUUUCCUGAUUCUCUUACAUUAAUGAUGUUUAAGGAUGGGACAAUUUAUUUCUUUUCUGUUCUGUGUUCAUCUACACUAAGUUCAUCCGAAUGUUUUAACGCUGUUACGAUGAAGCUGCUGUCUAUGCGCUUUGUUUUUGCACUGACCGUGCCUUCUGCUUCUUCACUGAAAUCUUCACUUCUAGUUUUUACUCUGAGGGUUUCACAGAUAAAUUAUCUACAAAAAAAAAACGAAACUAAAAUAUUACGUACAUUUUUAACCGAUCUCUUAACAUUUCUGCCUCUCUUUAAGGAAUUGCAGCGAGUCACCGAUCUUGGAGACAGAGUUUAUCUGGGUAAAGAGUUUCCUUUGGCUCCUAAGAAUGAAAAAGGAACUAACUAUGCAUGUACAAAAAGGUUAUAAACUAUGGGUUUAGACCGAGAGACUGUAGAAGGUGGAGCUUUUCUGGUUGCAAAUAAAAUAAAAUACUUCUA